AGACGAAAGCGAAGGGAAAGGAGGACAGGAAGUUUUUCAGAUUGGUGGACAGAGCUGGAGGAUGUUGUGAUGUUGUCCUCACUAACCUGCACAGGCUGCUGUGGACUGCUCAGAUGCAGGCUUCUUCAGACUGGGACAUUUAAAUAUUCGGGGGUUUUGGAAGCUGUGGAUGCGGGAUAUCUACUUUAACAUUGUAACAGGAACAUAAUGCUUAAAUUCAGAGUCACACAUGGCUCCAGCCACAAUGAAAGAAAAGUGACCUGCAAGCAUCCAGUGUCAGGCAUCCCAUCCCAAGACAACUGCAUCUUUGUUGUAAAUGAACAACCAGCUCCAAAGGCUUCAGCAGAGCAGGAAAGCAGCACUGACAAGAAAGAGCGUCCCAUGAGCAUCAUGAGUGAGGCCUCUAACUAUACUGGCGGCUCAGAUUACAGCACCUUCCCUGGCAGCCCAGCUACCACUGUCACUACUGUCACCACCACCUCAUCUACGAGGCCUUCUAGGUCAUCCAAAAAAGUCCACAAUUUCGGCAAGAGAUCCAACUCCAUCAAGAGGAACCUUAAUGCCCCUGUGGUCAAGAGAAACUGGCUUUAUAAACAGGACAGCACAGGCAUGAAGCUGUGGAAGAAGAGGUGGUUUGUGCUGUCUGACAUGUGCCUCUUCUACUACCGUGAUGAAAAGGAGGACAGCAUUCUGGGAAGUAUCCUGCUGCCCAGUUUUCACAUUUCCAUGCUGUCUGUGGAUGAUCACAUCAGUAAGAAAUAUGCCUUCAAGGCCACUCACCCCAACAUGCGGACAUAUUACUUCUGCACAGACACCUCAAAGGAGAUGGAGUCUUGGAUGAAAGUCAUGACAGACGCUGCACUCGUCCACACUGAGCCGGUCAAAAGGCUAGACAAGCUGAACAUGGAGCAGCAGACGCCUCAGCAAUGGAACAACUUGUUGAACCACACUGCCCUUACGCAGCCUGAGAUCCAGAACAAUGAACGGAACAGAGAACCUGUUCGACAACAUUCACUUUCACGGGCUGAUGAAAAACGCUUGAAAGACAUUGAAAAACAGAAUAGCCAGAAGGAGAGAGAGUAUUACACCCUACAGAGAGACGGAGAAAAGUACUCAUUAAAGAAAGAUGGAGUUAGCUACAUGCUUCAGAAGGACGGAGAUAGAUACCUCCUUCACAAAGACGGGGAGCGAUACCUGCUGCGAAAGGAUGGGGAGAAAUACUCACUGCAAAAAGAUGUGGAGAAUUAUGCUGUUCAAAAAGUGAAUAAUAAGUAUACAGUGACACCAACAGAGGAUAAAUAUGCUCCUUCCAAAGAUGGUGAAAAGUUUCUACUUACAAAAGAUGGAGAAAAGUAUGCUCUGCAGAAAGUUGGAGAUAGACACAUGCUCCAGAAAGAUGGGCAAAUUUAUGUUCCUCAGAAGGAAGUAAAGAGACAGUUAUCAUUAAAGGAAACGGAAAGAUACAGCACCAUGAGAGACACGGGAAACAAAUAUGGUACCAUACAAAUUGUGGAUAAAUACGGCAAUCUAAAGGAAGUAAGGAAGUACAGCACACUACGAGAGGGGAAUAAAUAUGCUAGUGUUCCAAACCCAGAGAAGUAUGCUACAAUUCGGGCUGGGGAAAAGUACUUCUUCCAGAGAGAUCCAAGUUCAGAAAGGCCUUCAAAUAAUAUCAACAGCAUUAAGCUCCAGCCUGCUCAGGCAGCUGCCAUUGCAGCAGCAGUGACAGCAUCGCGCCAGAACCAGGCAAAUGUCAACGUCCAAAAACCUCUGCAAAUGAACAGACCUGGAGAACAGCCUGGGGACUGCGGUCAGAUAACAGCGGAGAACACUGUGGCCAGGAUUCCUCUGCAGUCCCCAGGUCCAGUUCAUGAGCCAGACUUUGGCAUACCCAGUGCCAAUUCCAUGCAACACCUGGAGCCGAGGGUUCGAGUUCACCGAACAAGAGAACUGGAUGAUGACACGCGAAGUGUUAUGUCAUACCAGACAUUGCCCAGGAACAUGCCUAGCCACAGGACACAGAUCGUCCCCUGCUUCCCAGAGGGUUACCGCACACUGCCCCGCAACAGCAUGAUGAGGCCUGAUAGCAUCUGUAGCGUAGCAGGUUCUGUUUACGAUCGGGCCCUCCGGCCAGUCUCCUCCACUAUCAGCACAGCGGAAAAAAGGCGAUCAAUGAGAGACGAUACCAUGUGGCAGCUGUAUGAGUGGCAGCAGAGGCAGGCCUUCUCCAGGCAGAGCUUGGCACAACCAGCAGCAGUGGGUCAUUACGGCACCCUGCCCAGCACAAAGACCAUGGGAAACAUCUCUGAGCAUGCUGUGGCACGCUCCAUCUCCACCUCCCCGUCUCAUGGGUCCUUGGCGCUCUACAACACCUUCUCCCCCCCUCACCAGCAGGCUGCUACUAACCCUAGCAGCUCGCUCUCUGAGGUGUCUUCACCUGUCCUCAGAGGGGAUGGGACGUUGGAUCAUCGGCAAAGGUCUCACCUCAGCAAAUAUGGAUGUCCAUCAGACCGACGGUCUGUGGCAGCCUGUGUCCCUCCUGAAACCAUCACACCACAGUCUCUGCAGGGGAAGACGCCUGAGGAGCUGACUCUGCUGCUCAUCAAGCUCCGCCGGCAGCAGGCAGAAAUCAACAGCCUGCGGGAACAUACAGUAGCUCAGCUAAUGGCCCUGGGAAUAGAAGGGCCCAACCCCAAGACUGAUGUUCUCUCCCACCAUCUGCAAAGGAACCUUACUUACCUGGACAAGCAGACGAAGGAGAAUGAGCCUCUUAUCUUCAUGAUUCACACUAUGAUUGAGAACUCUGCACCAAGGCCGCAACUCUACCAGCAAAUCACUCCAGAAGAUUUUAAAGACAGCUCUUUAAACCAGUCCAUUGACAAGGCUGAUGUAGAGACCAAGCUGAGCAGACUGUGUGAGAAGGACAAGGUGCUGAAGAUGCAGGAAGAGAAGCUCCAACAACUGCACAGGGAAAAGCACACUCUGGAGACGGUGCUGCUGUCAGCCAGUCAGGAACUGGGUGAGCAGAGUGGCUCCAACACGGCGGCCAUGCAGAGCCUGGUCCAACAAAGAGAUGUCCUGCAGAGCGGCUUGCUCAGCACCUGUAGGGAGUUGUCCAGAGUCACCGCUGAGUUGGAGCGAUCGUGGACAGAGUAUGAGCAGCUGGAGGCAGAUGUUACUCUGGCCAGGACCAACCUGCUGGAGCAGCUGGAGGCCCUGGGCAGCCCACAGACAGAACCUCCAAGUCAGCGGCACAUCCAGAUCCAGAAGGAGCUUUGGAGGAUCCAGGACGUGAUGGAGGCUCUGACUAAAACUAAACCCCAGCAGAGAACAGAGUGUGGUUUUCCUGGUUCAACGCCUCUUUCUAGUCAGCAGAAAAAUGAGGCAGUGACGCUGCUGCCACCCAGCCCACUUAAAGAGGGCACCAGGGUGCCCGCUCGCCCGCCCCUCCCUCAGUGCUAUGACUCAGAGUGCAUCCCUCACACAUACCCCCACCACUCACAACCUGGCAGCCGACCCCUCCACGCUCACCGCCCUGAGGAGCGCAAGGCCAGCUCCAGGAAUGGAGCACACAGCGUAAGACCUGUUUAAAGUCUCCAUGCUCCACUCCAACCUCCACCAUCCCUUCAUCCUCCGUCAUCAAUGAACACACAGAGCCACUUCAUCUGACCUCAAUCAUUUUCAGCCUCGCCAUCAAAUAUUUACAGAAUGAGAAGCUCCUUACCCACCUCCAUCAGCCCUGCAUUUCUACACCAGGCCGCAUCAUGAUAUUCACCCCAUCAUGGUUCAUCCUGCGUUUCAUCAUUGUAAUCAGAUUUUGCCUGCUGUGUCUGUCCUUCACCUUACCUUUGGGCUUUAAAACAUCGUGUUGUCCUCCAGUUAACCUUCUGCAGUUUUGCAGCUUAUUUAAAUUCAGUAUGUAAAUUUAAUUAGCGCGGGUUUUUGCUCUGUGACCUUUGUACUGGAGAGUGUGUAUAUCUUUUUGCAAAAAUAUUCAUACCCCUAAACUUUUCCAUAUUUCAUCAAACACAACUCGGAGCUUCGUUGUGAAGUGAAAGUGAUUCUUAAAAGUUUCAGUUUCUUUGAAUUAAAUUUCAUUCAAUAAAGUUUGAGGUGUGGUGUGGAGAGAGACAUGGAAAAUCACUGCUAUCAGGAUUGACCUACAUGAGAUAGACAAUGAAAACAUGUCAGAUGAUGUGGACAAGCUGCCUCUGAUCUCCUUCUAUAACAUAGUUCACUACCAGGCACGUGCAGAGCGGGGGGCUGGGGGGGCUUGAGCACCUGCCCUUUUUGCUCCUUGCCCCCAAGUGCCCUUUUGGUCAAAUU
Poecilia latipinna (sailfin molly) is the source of this 4326-nucleotide messenger RNA. RefSeq names its product pleckstrin homology domain-containing family A member 5-like. Gene Ontology annotation, cellular component: cytosol. The transcript is spliced from 21 exons. Gene Ontology annotation, molecular function: phosphatidylinositol-3,5-bisphosphate binding; phosphatidylinositol-3-phosphate binding; phosphatidylinositol-4-phosphate binding. The coding region runs from base 208 to 3591 and encodes 1127 amino acids. NCBI's taxonomy places the organism in Eukaryota, Metazoa, Chordata, Actinopteri, Cyprinodontiformes, Poeciliidae. The record is from RefSeq and is a predicted model, not a curated record.